This is a messenger RNA of Xenopus tropicalis (tropical clawed frog), 1755 nucleotides long. RefSeq names its product cathepsin S (gene ctss). Lineage: Eukaryota; Metazoa; Chordata; Amphibia; Anura; Pipidae. Gene Ontology annotation, biological process: proteolysis. The transcript has 8 exons. Gene Ontology annotation, molecular function: cysteine-type endopeptidase activity; cysteine-type peptidase activity. The record is from RefSeq and is marked provisional. The coding region runs from base 82 to 1083 and encodes 333 amino acids.
CUUCUCUACUUGGUCUCCGACAGUUUCACCCAUUUCGAAGCAUAAAAAAGGGGGUCGCAAAGAGUAGCCGGCAGAGUAAGGAUGAAAUCCCUUAUUUUUCUGGCGACUGUUUUGGCAGCCAUAGUCAAAGCUCGGAUUAACCCUGCACUUGAUAACCACUGGCUGCUGUGGAAGAACACACAUAACAAAGAUUAUGAAGAUGAGAUAGAGGACCUCCAAAGACGAAUUACUUGGGAAAAGAACCUUAAUUUGGUCAAUAUGCAUAACCUGGAGUAUUCGAUGGGCAUGCACACCUAUGAGCUGGGAAUGAACCAUCUUGCCGAUAUGACUAGUGAGGAAAUCAAGUCUAAGCUGACUGGCUUAAUACUACCUCCCCAAAGUGAGAGGCAGGCCACAUUUAGUAGCCAAAAGAAUAGCACUUUUGGAGGUAAAGUACCAGACUCCAUCGAUUGGAGGGAUAAAGGAUGCGUUAGUGAUGUAAAAAACCAGGGAGGAUGUGGUUCUUGCUGGGCCUUUAGUGCAGUUGGGGCCUUGGAGGGACAGCUGAUGCUUAAAACAGGAAAACUGGUUUCUCUCAGCCCACAGAACCUUGUAGACUGUUCAUCAAAAUAUGGGAACAAGGGCUGCGGCGGGGGCUUUAUGACGCAAGCUUUCCAGUAUGUCAUUGACAAUAAAGGCAUUGAUUCUGAUAGCUAUUAUCCUUAUCAUGCCAUGGAUGAAAAGUGUCAUUAUGAUCCUACUGGCAAAGCUUCCACAUGUGCUAAAUACACAGAGAUUGUUCCUGGCACAGAAGACAACCUCAAGCAAGCCCUAGGCAGUAUUGGUCCAAUAUCAGUUGCUAUAGAUGGGACCCGCCCUUCUUUCUUUCUUUACAGAAGUGGUGUCUACAGUGAUCCAACCUGCUCUCAUGAAGUUAACCAUGGCGUCCUUGCAGUUGGCUAUGGAAAUCUCAAUGGACAGGAUUUCUGGCUUCUAAAAAACAGCUGGGGUACAAAGUAUGGAGACCAAGGAUACGUCCGCAUUGCAAGGAACAAAGGCAAUCUGUGUGGAGUGGCUAGUUACACAUGCUACCCGGAAAUAUAAGGGUGCUUGCCAGAACCACAAUAAGGAGCAAUAAAGGAUCUUUGCUCACUUUUACUUUUAUAUCUUAGACCUAAUGAAACAGCGACAGGGCACACUUGCACAUAUUCAUAUAAAAUAACUGAUCCUUUGAUUAACUUGAUAUGACCUCUUAGAGGUCGCCCAAUAGUGUCCUUGGCCAGGUUUUAACCAAGAAAAAUGCCCAUAGACUCCAAUGGAUGAAAAAAAAAUAGUAGUUUAAAAAAACACCCAUUGACUUUUAAUGCAUUUUGCGUCUUUUUGCCGUUUCACGAAUUUUUCAGAGAAGCAAAAUGGGACAGGUUCACUCAUCACUAGUUAUACAUUUGUAUUUACAGCAAAACAGCUAACAUUCACCGGAAGCCUCGCGGAGGCACAGAGCCAGGGGACAACAAAUACUGAUACACACUGAAACUGGGCCUUUGUUAGUGACUAAGGCUACAUUAUAUGCACUGGGCUUUUAAGGGCUAUUAAAUGUUAUUUUUUUAGUGCUACACCUACUGUAAAACUAUUGGUAUUUGGGUUUAUCUGGGGGCAUUUGCUGCAACAUAGGCAAGAGGGUAUUCUUAAAAAUUUUAGACUCUUGUAAUUCUAUUUUUUUUCCUCAUCAAUAUUAAUGUACAAUUUCUGAUUUGGAAUAAAUGAUCUAAUAGGAAA